AUGACGACUAUGAAGGGCAAAGUUGAGGGCCAGAGGAGUCGCGGCAGACCACCCGCUAGAUGGAGCGCACAAGUUACUACACCGUUGCAUCUACAUCUGCAGGAAGCCGUGCAUAUGGCGGCCUCUUCACUUUCUCGUGCACAAGCCCGGCUACCACUUCGAGAGCUGCUGCGGGGUCUGCAACCUGUUCCCGGGGGUGCUUCUCAUCGCCUUCGCCCAGGUAACACUCUAACCCCCUUAUUGAUUAAUGUGCAUGUGCAGCGUCUUCACUUGCUCGUGCACAAGCCCGGCUACCACUUCGAGAGCUGUUGCGGGGUCUGCAACCUGUUCCCGGGGGUGCUCCUCAUCGCCUUCGCCCAGGUGCUUGUGGGAGCUGUGUUGCUGACGCUACUGACGUCUCACGGUCCGCAGUAUGACGAGAUUCACCGUACACAAUCUACUCAGCUAAUCAGCUUGGCUACCGGCGCGGUUUUGAGUGGAGUCACUGGCGCUGGUCUCCUGCUGAUCGUGGUGGCGCUCACCGAAAACUGCAAGGCCAUGCUGGUGUACCUGCUUGUGGCGUUGAUAGUCAUGAUGGGUAUCGCGACGCUGGGCCUCUUUAAGAUCAACAGAUCAUGCGGCCUCUUUAAAGAUGCUCCUAAAAUAAAGGACGAGCAACACCGGCUGGCUAACUUGGCGUGCGUCAGCGGCCUGCUCACUUUUUUCGGUGCCGUGAUAUACUUCUUCUCAUUCGUGGUGGUGUUCAGCUUCUACCACUUCAGAUACGUCCGCCGCGCCAUCUUGCUGCACGAGGCCGAGUGCGAUUAGUGCGAG
Molecule: messenger RNA, 813 nt
Organism: Cydia fagiglandana
Lineage: Eukaryota; Metazoa; Arthropoda; Insecta; Lepidoptera; Tortricidae
Exons: 7
Coding region: 1-807 (268 amino acids)
Source: RefSeq, a predicted model, not a curated record